CUUCAUAGUAACGGGUGAUGUGAACGGACACAUUAAAUUCUACAGCGGGAGGCUGCAGCUCCUCAUCUGCUACAGCCACAGCAAAGUGGGUUCCAUUCGGUCCAUCUCCUUCUGCAAAACCCCCCCUAGUCCUGCCGGUGCCUCCUCAGCCCAUUCCACCCCCUGCACUGCCGGCAGCCAGCCCUUCGCCACCAGGAACUUUAUCCUUUCAACCUCUGAUGCAACCGUGUUCCACGUUGCAACAGACGGGAUAAACUUUGAAAAAGUCAUGGAAGAGGCAAAGAAAGCCGUGGAUGCCAUCGCCUGUCACCCCCGGCAGGCACGCUUGGCCGUGGGGAGUCACUGUGGGCUGCUGAAGGUGUGGGACUACGAGCAGAGAGAGUACCUGGUCAGCAGGAUAUUCCCUGAGGCCAGCAUCCAGUGCUUGUCCUAUGACCCUGAAGGUCAUUUUCUGGCCGCUGGUUUCACCGAUGGAAGCGUUUACAUCCUUGAUGCCAUUUCCCUUCAGUCCUUCUGCAAAGAGUUCAAGUUCUCGCAAGGUCCCGUGACUCACAUGAGCUUCUCUCAGGAUUCCGAGUACUUCGCAACUGCUGAUGAGACGUACACGGUGACUGUUUACAGGAGAGUCCUGCAAAACGGGAGCAGAUGCUGGGAACGUUUCGCGGAGCUGUGCUCCCACUACAAACCCAUCCGCAGCAUCCUCUUUGGGGUCCAGUUAGACAGCAACGAGCCCAGGCUCCUGAGCCUUGGGGAGGACCGGCUGCUGAUUGAAUAUGACCUGAACAUCAGCAGCAAGGGCCACUUGGAGGUCUUGCACAGGGACCGGAUAGAGCAGGCUGCUGUGCCCCUGUGCUUGGCCUGGUACCCACAGCUCAGCAACGAGUCCUUUAUCCUCACAGCCAACAACUGCUACAAAAUGAAGCUCUACAACACGACAACCAAAAUGUGCAGAAAGACCCUUUUGGGACCAACCUACGGCUCCCCAUUGGAGAAGAUCCAAAUCCUCCCAACAACAAACACUGCAGACCCCCAGAAACGCUACCUGGCGUACAUAACAAAGGACAAGGUGGGCUUGCAGAUUUUGCCUGUCGAUGGCAACCAGCACAAGUCCUCAGCUUUCAUCUGCCACCCGGAUGGUGUCUCUGACCUUGCUACCUCUUAUGAUGGACGCUACAUCUUUACAGUGGGGGGAAACGACUGCACUCUAAUGAAAUGGGAGAUCAACCUAAAUGCAUUGGAUGCUGCUGUUUCCCUGGGUGGGGAGGACAUGAUCCCAUUCUACAACCUACUGGAAGGCGGCAGAGAAGGCGAAUUCUUCCGGGAGCUGGAAGACUAUUUUUACUAUGCACAGCUGCGCAGCCAGGGUAUCGAUACACUGGAGACCAGGCAGGUGUCAACACAUAUUCCCUUGGAGGAAAUUCCUUCUGUAAUGAGAGCAAUGGGAUUUUAUCCAUCAGAGGAAGAGAUUGAAGAAAUGCUAAAUGAAGUAAAAUUCAGCAACUAUGUGGAUACUGAAGAACAAGUGACGAAAAUCAAUUUAGAGGAUUUUAUCAAACUUUACGUAAAUCAUCGACCCGCUUUUGGCUUGUCAAUGAACAAAAUACAACGAGCAUUUCAGGUUCUUGGUUAUGAUAAUGAGAAUGGAGACAAAGUUAUUGACAGAGGAGACUUAUUGUGGCUGCUUCAGUGUAGAGGAGAGCAUAUGACAGAGGAUGAGCUGGCGCUGUGUCUGACCACCCUGCUGGGCAGGCGUCCUGGGGGAGAAGGAUCUGACUCGGACACCUCAGGUGAAGCAGCUUUGACUGAGGAAGAAAUUCCAGCAGAAAUCACAGCAGAGAUAUUUGCUGGUGACAUUCUUGGCUUACCUGUUGCUGAACCAGAAAAAAACAACAGGAAAAAAGAGAGAUGA
Nestor notabilis (Kea) is the source of this 1909-nucleotide messenger RNA. RefSeq names its product WD repeat domain 66 (gene CFAP251). The transcript has 12 exons. Gene Ontology annotation, cellular component: sperm flagellum. The record is from RefSeq and is a predicted model, not a curated record. NCBI's taxonomy places the organism in Eukaryota, Metazoa, Chordata, Aves, Psittaciformes, Psittacidae. Gene Ontology annotation, molecular function: protein binding. The annotation marks the transcript as partial.